This is a messenger RNA of Staurois parvus, 357 nucleotides long. Lineage: Eukaryota; Metazoa; Chordata; Amphibia; Anura; Ranidae. The record is from the annotation of a GenBank genome assembly.
UCCUUCUAUUACCAGCCUACACGUCCAGACCGAGGUUGGUUUGUUUUCCCGUUUGGUAAGAACCCUUGGUGGAUCUAUUUAGCCAGUGCAUUGCCGGCUCUGCUGGUGACCAUUCUGAUCUUCAUGGAUGAACAGAUCACCGCCGUCAUAGUCAACAGGAAGGAGAACAAGCUGAAGAAAGCCUGCGGGUAUCACCUGGAUCUCUUCUGGGUCGGCAUCCUGAUGGCUGUCUGCUCCUUCAUGGGUCUUCCUUGGUAUGUGGCAGCAACUGUCAUCUCCAUCGCUCACAUUGACAGCUUGAAAAUGGAGACAGAGACCAGCGCCCCCGGAGAACAGCCUCAGUUUUUAGGAGUGAGG